UAUAUAUUGUAUAUACAAACACUUGGAGAGCCACACUCAUUCCACAACUCCAAACAUCCACCAUCGUUUUCAAGUGUCAAAGAUUUUGUUGACCCGAUUUAUAGAAGUCUUCUAUAUAUCUAGAAGAAAAUGGGCCUCCAUUUGCGUCGGGUGGUUCUCCAUAGCAAAGAAAUCAUUCGAGAAUGUUCUCUUCGUCUCACUAGACACCCAGCACUACUUCCAUCAACAACCGUCAAAGAUGUCCCCAGAGGCCAUUUUGCUGUAUACAUCGGAGAGAGCCAGAAGAAGCGGUUCGUGGUUCCAAUAUCUUACUUGGAGCAUCCGUUAUUCCAGGACCUACUCAUUCGGGCUGAAGAAGAAUUUGGAUUUGAUCAUCGGAUGGGCGGCCUUAUAAUUCCGUGCAACGAAGACGCCUUCCUUGAUCUCACUUCUCACUUGAGUGCUCCAUGAAUGGAGGUGCAAAAAAGGUAGCUUAUUUCUUCUCGCUGUUUUUGACAAGCGACUGCAU
This is a messenger RNA of Nelumbo nucifera (sacred lotus), 508 nucleotides long. RefSeq names its product auxin-responsive protein SAUR21-like. Lineage: Eukaryota; Viridiplantae; Streptophyta; Magnoliopsida; Proteales; Nelumbonaceae. Gene Ontology annotation, biological process: response to auxin. The record is from RefSeq and is a predicted model, not a curated record.